Messenger RNA from Blastomyces dermatitidis ER-3, 3264 nucleotides. Its product is annotated as transcription initiation protein spt5. Gene Ontology annotation, molecular function: protein binding; mRNA binding. The coding region runs from base 1 to 3264 and encodes 1087 amino acids. Gene Ontology annotation, biological process: regulation of transcription by RNA polymerase II; regulation of DNA-templated transcription elongation; transcription elongation-coupled chromatin remodeling. Gene Ontology annotation, cellular component: DSIF complex. NCBI's taxonomy places the organism in Eukaryota, Fungi, Ascomycota, Eurotiomycetes, Onygenales, Ajellomycetaceae. The record is from RefSeq and is a predicted model, not a curated record. The transcript is spliced from 5 exons.
AUGUCUAACCCGCCCAGCAAUUUCCUUAAUGAGGACUUCGGAUCCGAAGAGGAAGAUGAUGACUUUAAUCCCGCCCCCGUCGAGGAUUCCGAUGAUGACCGGCCGAAGAAGAAACGGGGGGCAACACCUAACGAUGAUGUGGCGAGGGAUGAUAGGUCUAGGGUAGGGGGAGGGGGCGACGAGGAAGACCAAGAAGAAAAUGAAUCUUUGCGGAGAAAAGAGAAGGCUGAGAAUAGCGAGAAUGGAGAGGGAGAGGAUUAUGGGGACGUGGAUGAGAGUGGUGGGGACAGGGAUGCUGGAGGUUCGGAAGAAGAGGAGGACGAAGAAGAUGACGAUGAUGACGAGGAUGAGCAGGCUGUUUCGGGUCGACCACGGAAACGUAGACGGCGGGGAAUCAAUGCCUUCCUUGAGGUUGAAGCUGAAGUUGACGAAGAAGAUGAUGCUGAAGAAGACGAGGAGGAGAUGGGUGAUGGAUUCGUCGCAGAGCACCCUGACGAUCUCGACGCUUUACCCGUUGGCGCGGAGACUGAUGAUCGAAGACAUCGCGAGCUGGAUCGGAAGCGAGAUCUAGAGGCUACAAUGGAUGCUGAGAAACAAGCACAGGCCCUUAAAGAACGGUACGGCCGGAACCGAGCUGCGGCAGCAGAUCUGGUCGUUGUGCCGAAGCGAUUACUGCUACCGAGUGUUGAUGAUCCGAGUAUAUGGGCCGUCAAAUGUCGCCCUGGCAAGGAAAGGGAGAUUGUUUUUAACAUUAUGAAGAGAAUCGAGGACCGUCCACCGGACUCCAGGAGGCCGAUUCGGAUCAUGUCUGCGUUCGAGCGGGGCGGAACUAUGAGUGGAUAUAUCUAUGUUGAAGCCCGCAAGCAGGCCGACGUCCUCGAUGCCCUGAACGAUAUGUCGAAUGUAUAUACCAAGUCGAAGAUGAUAUUGAUCUCCGUGAAGGAAAUGCCCGAUCUACUCAGGGUAACCAAAUCGGAACAGCUAAUCCCUGGUGGUUGGGUACGCAUCAAGCGAGGGAAGUACCAGGGCGACUUGGCGCAGCUCGAAGAUGUCGAGACGAACGGACUGGACGUUACUGUCAGGCUUGUUCCUCGUCUGGACUACGGUUUAAACGAAGAUAUGGGCGCACCUAAUGGUGAUGUGAAACGGAAGAGACCAGGUGCUAAUAGUGCCAUUGCUCGCCCGCCGCAACGACCAUUCAGCGAAGCAGAGGCUAAGAAAAAGCAUGCAAGGUAUCUGAGUGCUACCUCUGGGCUUGGAGGGAAGACUUGGAAUUACCUUGGCGAUAAUUACGUUGACGGGUUCCUUAUCAAAGAUAUGAAAGUGCAGCAUCUAAUUACAAAAAAUGUCAACCCACAACUUGAUGAGGUUACCAAGUUCGCCCGUGGUGCCGAUGAUGGCACUGCGAAUCUUGAUCUUGCUGCUUUGGCUGCGAGUCUUAAAAAUACGACUACUGAAGACUCAUAUCUCCCUGGGGAUACUGUUGAGGUUUUCCAAGGCGAGCAGCAAGGUGUGGUUGGCCGGACGGUAUCCACCCGCGGGGAUAUUGUCUCCAUUAAGGUUACGCAAGGCGAACUUGAAGGACAGCAGAUAGAUGUGCCUAUCAAGGGCCUCAGGAAACGCUUCCAAGAAGGUGAUCAUGUUAAAGUCAUUGGCGGCAGUCGAUUCCGUGACGAGUUGGGUAUGGUGGUUCGCAUUAAGGAUGACCGGGUUACUUUGCUCAGCGACAUGAGUAUGCAGGAAAUCACGGUGUUCAGCAAGGAUAUUCGAGAAGCUGCGGAUGCUGGUGUUGAUGGGAAACUUGGCAUGUAUGAUGUUCAUGAUCUCGUGCAGCUUGACCAAGCAACUGUCGGUUGUAUUAUCAAGCUAGAUCGAGAAUCGAUGCGGGUCCUUGAUCAAAACGGAUCAGUUAGAACUGUACUGCCGUCCCAAGUCAUGAAUAAAAUCCUCCAGCGUCGCAAUGCCGUCUCCACAGAUCGUAAUGGCUCGGAGAUCAGAAGCGGCGAUACAGUCCGUGAAGUUACCGGAGAACAACGAACAGGCGCCAUUAUCCACAUCCACCGUUCAUUCCUUUUCCUUAACAACAAAGACGCAAGCGACAACGCGGGUAUCAUUGUUACACGAGCGUCGAAUGUUACUACGGUCGCAACCAGCGGCGGGAGAUUAGCCAGCCGGUCUGCUCCCGAUUUCUCGAGGAUGAACCCAGCAAUCCAGAAAAAUGGAAUGAAUGGCAGCGGAAUGCCACCACCGAAGUCGUUUGGUAGGGAUCGGACUAUUGGCAAGACUGUUACGAUUCGAAAAGGCCCCUUCAAGGGCCUGUUGGGUAUUGUUAAAGAUACGACUGAUGCUCAAGCGCGGGUUGAGUUGCAUUCGAAGAAUAAGGUGAUUACGGUGGACAAGGAUAUGCUCGCCAUAAAAGAUCCUAUCACUGGUGCUUCAAUUGAUCUCUCCCGAUACGGCGGUAGAGGCGGUGGUGGAGCCGGGCGGGGCCGAAUCCCUUACGGCAGCUCUGCAGCUCCCCCCGACUGGUCAGGAAGUCGCACACCUCUGGCUGCAAAUGACCCCUCACGCACUCCUGCAUGGCGGUCUUCUUCCUCACGAACACCAGCCUGGGGCUCUGCAACAGCAAGCGGCUCUCGCACCCCGGCAUGGAAAGCGGACGGUUCCCGUACUUCAAACCCAUACGACGGCAGCCGAACCGCAUAUGGCGGUACCACAUUUGGCGGCGGCCGCACCCCUGCCUGGACUUCCGGAACAAAGACCCCCUAUGACUCCAGCUCUGGUUUCGGCGGCUCCUCGACUUCGGGCUUCGAUGCUUUCGCCGCUGGCUCCCGAACACCGGCGUAUCCUGGCGGUGGCUCGCGGACCCCUGCAUGGGCGCCCGGAUCCGCAGCGCCUCCACCUAUCGGACAUAGUAGCGGAAGUAAAAGCAGCUACGAUGCCCCAACCCCGAGCACGGAUUACUCCGCACCCACACCUGGCCCCUACGGUGGCGCCCCGACACCUGGUGCCACUGCUGCAACACCACAUGGUUGGGCAGACAAUGCACCCACGCCUGGUGCGAUCCAUGCGCCGACGCCGGAUGCUUCAGGUUAUUCUGCCAAACGCACCGGCGAGCUGUACGAUGCUCCAACCCCUGCUGCCAUCGGAGGUGGGAGACCGUACGAUGCUCCUACUCCAGCGAUGGGGGCGGGUAUUCCAGCUACACCUAGCGCGGGUGAUGAUGGCGGACCUAGAUACGAAGAAUGCACUCCGAGCCCGUGA